CUCUCACCUUUCAAGGGGCACGACUAGUCCAGGGAGAGCUAAACCGAGCAGAAGCACGACAAGUUGUCGUAGCGCUUCACCACUUGCAGAUGGCUGCAUUGACCCCUCUGCUUCGAUGGGGAAUCAAGUCGGAGAUGAGGUCCCGACCUCUCGUGAAGUCUUAUGGGAUGCCUGCCGCAUCGCUCUGAUUAGAAGCCGAAGGUGUCCAUCAAAAUAUGUCGAUCUGAUUGUUGAAGUCCUUGAUGAUGGUUUGGACGACGCGGCUCAACAUUUCGCAACUAAAGGAGACCUGCAGACUAUGCAAAUACUUCAAGAUGAUCACCUUUCAGACUUGAAGUCUGUAGUAGAGAGGAGUUUGAAAUUUCGUUAUUCUAUCUUGCAUGAUGAGAAUGGGGGAUUUCUCCGUGAGUUGGAACACAGGAUUUGGAAGACUUCAUCAUGAUAUAGAGAUGAAGAUCAUUGCAGUGAAGUUAGACUGCAUAUCCAAAUGCAACGCGGCAAGACACGACGCGAUUAAAUUCAGUUUGGGCACUCUUGCUGCUGCUGCUGCAGUAACAGUGCUUGUGGCAACUGUGGCUGACUGAGAUUG
Rhodamnia argentea is the source of this 589-nucleotide messenger RNA. RefSeq lists its product as uncharacterized. The transcript has 5 exons. The coding region runs from base 116 to 442 and encodes 108 amino acids. The record is from RefSeq and is a predicted model, not a curated record. Lineage: Eukaryota; Viridiplantae; Streptophyta; Magnoliopsida; Myrtales; Myrtaceae.